CAAACUUUCUAUCCUUCUAAUACCCAAAUCUCUUAUUAUUUUUCAAGAACCAAGCCAUGCCCACCACCACCGUUACCACCACCACGACCACUUCUGAAGACUUCAGCUUCCCUACCUUGACGGGCACGGUCCCGGCGGCCAUCGACUCCCCACCUCUUUGGCAGUUAUCUCCAGAUUCUUGCCAUAGUAAAAGCACAAAGAGAGAAAGUAAUGAAGAAAGUGACCAAGAAGAAUAUUUUAAAGAUUGUUUUCCUCUUAAAGAUAAACAAAUCAAGAAUAAUAUUGGUCAAAGAAAGAGCUUUUCUUGGGUGGAAGAUGAAGAAAAGAUGGAUAUGUUAUGGGAAGAUUUUAAUGAAGACUUAAUGUUGAAGAGAAACUAUAGCUGUGGGAAUAGUUCAAGAUUUUCAGGUUCUCAUGAUAUGGUCAAUAUGGGUUGUGUUCCAAUUCAAUCUUUAAGACCGUCUGUUAGAAAUAAUGGUGCUAUGAUUUCUGCUCCAAGGAAGCCUAAUGCUGGCUUUGAGGUUUUCAUGAAAGCCCUGAAGAGGGUUUUCUUGCUUCAUCAAAAUCAUUCCCCUCGAAUCAGACGAGUCAAGAAUCAAUCAUGAUCAAGAUCAAAUCAUGGUUAUGAAUAUUUUUUUUUGUUUAUAUUUCUUGGCUUCAUUCUGAUGAUGAAGAUGAUGAUGGUGAAGCUUUACUCAGCGCCGUUCAAUCCCAGGCUGACAUGUGUCUGGGAAGGUAAUAUAGAUAUAAAAGUUCCAAACCAAUUUGUACAUUUACACAGAAAUUGCUAUUAGUAUUAGUAUGAAGGUGAAAUUUACAGAAGCUCUACAUUUCUUUUACAUUGAUUUGUUGGAUUCUAUCUAGAAGAUAAGGAUAUUCCUCAAAGCCUGAUUGAUUA
This is a messenger RNA of Jatropha curcas, 898 nucleotides long. RefSeq lists its product as hypothetical. The record is from RefSeq and is a predicted model, not a curated record. NCBI's taxonomy places the organism in Eukaryota, Viridiplantae, Streptophyta, Magnoliopsida, Malpighiales, Euphorbiaceae.